Molecule: messenger RNA, 644 nt
Organism: Momordica charantia (bitter melon)
Lineage: Eukaryota; Viridiplantae; Streptophyta; Magnoliopsida; Cucurbitales; Cucurbitaceae
Source: RefSeq, a predicted model, not a curated record
CUUCCUUCUUCCUCCAUACGAAGAAUUUGAAGAAGAAAAAUCCCCAAAUCAAUGAGCCAAUACAGAAGAAGCACCGCCGAUUCGAUCCUCGAUUCGCUGUCGCUGAAUCCUCUCCCGUACCCGGUGCUGCUCCUCCUCGGCGUUGUCUUUGUCUUCCUCGGCGCCUCCUGGUGGUUCUCGUACGAGUCCGCCGUCGAGGCCGCCGAGGAGCAGAUCAAUUGGCUGCUCUUCGCGACGCCGGUGCUGCUGAUCGUCCUCGUCCGCUGCCUCUCCUCCGUCGAUCCGAGCUUCUUCGCUUCCUCGCCGUGGGAGCGCCGCCGCAGCACGCACCGCCUGCCACCCGAGGGGAGCUCGCCGUGGGGCGUCGCGGCGUUGAUCGUGCUGCUGCUCGUUCUCGUGCAGUUCCAGUCCGCGUUCCGUGAGAGCUGGUCCAUUUGAUUUGAUGGAGCCUUCAAAGGCGCAGGAUCAUUGUAAAUACAAAUGGUUUACUUUACACGAUCGCUCCUCUGUUGUAGUAGUGGAGAUUGGAGGGAGCGUUACGUUUGAUUCUAUAAGGUAUUUCUGUUUUUUCUUUUUUCUUUUUGUACUUUUUUUGCUUUUCGGAGGUGAAAUUGGGGGAAAAUAAAUAAAUCCAUAUUUAUACA